ACUGCAAAAAUGAAGCAAUUGGACCAACACAGCCUAAACCCAACCUAAGCUCAAUUUGAUGUGUCAUAUGGGGCUCAACAACUCGUUAGGUUUGGUUUGCCACUUCACGGGCUCUCAGACAGUCGGGUGUCAGAGGCUCUGAAAAAAAUUGUAAUAAAUUAAUGAUUCUUGCUGGAGAAGAAAAAUGAGAAAAGAAAAGAAAAGAAGAAACCCGGUCGGCGAUUCACUCGGCAUAAAGGGUGUUGAGGUCGGAGUAGCUCUGUAGAUCAUCCUCGUUCAUUCACGGCUGAAAGCAAGAGCCGAAACAUGGCCAACGAAGGUAUUGAGAUUGAGAGCGGUCUCGUUCGUCUCUGCAUCGAGGUUGCCAGCGAAAACGGAGAGAGUGUAGAUAAGUGGCGGAGACAGCGAAGAACUCUCGAACGAAUGCCCUCCCACCUCGCGGAAGCUCUUUUCCAUCGUCUACUCCGUCGUCGGCUCCUCUAUCCUUCCCUUCUUGAAGUUUUCCAACAUUGUAUAGAGGAUAUUGAUUUGAAAGGUGAACAUUUGGUGGACGCUGAGUGGAUGGCAUACUUGGGUGCAUUUCGUCACCUUCGGUCUUUAAAUAUUGCAGAUUGCCGGGCUAUCAAUAGCUCUGCUUUAUGGGCUAUCACUGGGAUGACUAGUUUGAAGGAGAUUGACCUUUCUAGAUGCAUAAGGGUUACUGAUGCUGGUAUUGUGCAUCUUCUAUCAAUUCCAAAUUUGGAGAAAUUAUGUGUCUCAGAAACAGGUCUCACUGCUGAUGGAAUUACAAGGAUUUCUGCCCUUAAGAAUCUGUCUAUGUUGGAUUUGGGAGGUCUACCUGUCACUGAUCUGGCAUUGAGUUCACUCCAGGUAUUGACAAAACUGGCAUACCUUGAUUUGUGGGGAAGCAAAAUAUCCAACAAAGGAAUUUCUGUUCUUGAAAUGUUCCCGAAGUUGAGUUUCUUGAAUCUAGCUUGGACCAAUGUUACUAAAUUGCCAAAUAUACCUUCUCUUAGAUGCCUAAACAUGAGUAACUGUACAAUCCAUUCUAUAUUUGAAGUGGGAAACAGUGAAGUUAAAGUUCCUCUUCUAAGAAAGCUUCUUCUCACUGGGGCGACAUUAGUUGAUGUUGAUGAGGCAUUCUCUCAUAUUGAAACGAAUUACCUGUCCUUCUUGGAUUUAUCACAGUCUUUGCUUGACAAGUUUCAGUUUUUGGCUGGUAUGGGUUCUUUGGAACAUUUGGAACUCAGCUUUAGCAGGAUGGGAGACGAUUCUAUUGAACUGGUUGCACAUGUUGGAGCAAAUCUUAGAUAUCUGAAUCUCAGCAACACAAGAAUUAGCUCAGCAGGGGUAGAGAUUUUAGCUGGACAUGUUCCAAACCUUGAGAGCUUAUCGUUAUCUCAGACAGCUAUUGAUGAUGUUGCCCUCUCAUACAUCAGCAUGAUGCCUUCUUUGAAGGUUAUCAAUUUAAGCAACACAAAUAUUAAAGGCUUCAAUUACAGCACAAGCACUGAGCUGGAUCGGGUUCCCUCACUGAUAGCAUUGCAGAAUCUCAAACAUUUAGCAAGGUUGAAUUUGGAAGAUACCCAACUCAAGGAUGCAUCUUUAUAUCCUUUGUCCACUUUCCAAGAGUUGAAUCAUUUGGCUCUGAAAAGUGAUUUCCUUUCAGACAUCUCUUUGCACAAUCUGUCAUCUAUCCCAAAGUUGAAUUUUCUCGGGAUUCGUGGUGCUGUAUUAACCAAUGCUGGACUCGAUUCAUUCAGACCAUCAAAAAUGCUGGAGACACUGGAUCUGAGGGAAUGCUGGCUUUUAACACAGGAUGCUAUCACAUCAUUUCAGGAAAAUUACCCUCAAAUUGAACUGGUUCAUGAACUUGCUAAAGCUCCCUCUUGGGACCAGAGUACCUAUGAUCGUUCGACUACAUCACAAGGAAACGCCAAAACUUUACAAUUGAGACAGAAGGGCAAAACACUGCUGACCCAACAUAGAUUCCAGAAGGAAAGAUUCAUAGAUGAAAGGCUGAAAUAUAGCAGAGAGGAACUACUGGAGUUGCAGUUCUCACUUUUGUCUUGCAUUCCUCUUGAAGGCAGUGGUGUUAUGCUUCCAAAGAUGCUACUGAAGUAAAUUGGAGGUUCAACCAUUAAUUCUAAUCUGGGCACCCAGCCACCCAUCUAUACAUUACAUAUCUUGUUCUUUCAACAGGAAGAUGUGGCAAGUAAAUUUAUGUACAUUAUUUUAGAUCAUCAUCAUCGUCCAGCCUUAUCCCAAUUGUAUGAGGUUGGUUACAUGAUUCCUGUUUCACCAUUCUGUUCUGCCACAUCUAUUGUUAAAUUAUGAGUGCUUAAAUCAUUUUAUUUUCUACUUCAACCCAUGUCUUUUUUGGUUUGGUAUAGAUAAGGUACAUUAUCUUAGAUGAUCAUAUUUGUCUUGUAUUCAAAAAUGACCAGAAAGUCUCCAUAUUGUGCGCAGGAGGCCUUUGUGUUAUUAUUAGCUUGUUACAUCUCAGUUGAUUUAUUAAUAUGACAUUUUUGGAACGCUUUUUGGAAU
Nelumbo nucifera (sacred lotus) is the source of this 2547-nucleotide messenger RNA. RefSeq names its product Leucine-rich repeat (LRR) family protein. Gene Ontology annotation, molecular function: protein binding. The record is from RefSeq and is a predicted model, not a curated record. Lineage: Eukaryota; Viridiplantae; Streptophyta; Magnoliopsida; Proteales; Nelumbonaceae.